UUGCUCCCAGGCGGCGGUGCCUGGCUUUCCAACCCGGCUGCUCGGCGUGGAGGAGCGGGCUGCUCCAGAAAGGGGAGAUCGCGGCUGGAGGUGGCGCGAGGGCCGGAGGGCAGCGGGCCGCGGGCGAGGACGCCGGUGGUCGUCGGCCGCCGCGAUGUCAGCGCGGUGCUGCGCGGGCCAGCUGGCCUGCUGCUGUGGUUCCGCUGGCUGCUCCCUCUGCUGCGGCUGCUGCCCCAAGAUCCGACAGUCCCGGAGCACCCGCUUCAUGUAUGCGCUCUACUUCAUCCUCGUCGUUCUUAUCUGCUGCGUCAUGAUGUCAAAGACCGUGGCUAAUGAGAUGAAAGAGCGUAUUCCUUUUUACGAGGAUAUUUGUAAAGGCAUUAAAGCUGGUGACACGUGUGAGAAGCUGGUGGGAUAUUCUGCUGUGUAUAGAGUCUGUUUCGGAAUGGCCUGUUUCUUCUUCAUCUUCUGCCUCCUGACCUUGAAUAUCAGCAGCAGCAAAGGUUGUAGAGCCCAUAUUCACAACGGCUUUUGGUUCUUUAAACUUCUGCUGCUGGGGGCCAUGUGCUCAGGAGCUUUCUUCAUUCCAGACCAGGAGACCUUUCUGAAUGCCUGGCGUUACGUGGGAGCCAUUGGAGGCUUCAUCUUUAUAGGCAUCCAGCUCAUCCUGCUCGUGGAGUUUGCACAUAAGUGGAACAAGAACUGGACUGCAGGCACGGCUAGCAACAAGCUGUGGUACGCGGCGCUGGCCCUGGUGACACUCAUCAUGUACUCCAUUGCCACCGGAGGCUUGAUUUUGAUGGCGGUGUUUUACACACAGAAGGAUGGCUGCCUGGAAAACAAAAUUCUCCUGGGGCUGAACGGAGGCCUGUGUCUGCUCAUUUCAGUGGUAGCCAUCUCGCCCUGCGUCCAAAAUCGACAGCCACAUUCCGGGUUACUACAGUCAGGGCUCAUCAGCUGCUAUGUGACCUAUCUCACUUUCUCGGCUCUGUCCAGCAAGCCUGUAGAAGUAGCUCUGGAUGAGCAUGGGAAGAAUGUUACAAUCUGUGUGCCAGACUUUGGUCAGGACCUGUACAGAGAUGAAAACUUGGUUACUGGACUGGGUACCACUCUCUUGUUCGUGUGCAUCUUGUAUUCAUGCUUGACAUCGACGACAAGGUCAAGUUCUGAUGCUCUGCAAGGGCGAUACGCAGCUCCAGAACUGGAAGUAGCCCGGUGUUGUUUUUGCUUCGGCCCGGAUGGAGAGGACACUGAGGAGCAGCAGAAUGUGAAGGAAGGACCGCGGGUCAUUUAUGAUGAGAAGAGAGGCACCGUCUAUAGCUAUUCCUAUUUCCACUUUGUGUUCUUUUUGGCUUCCCUCUAUGUGAUGAUGACCGUCACCAGCUGGUUCAACUAUGAAAGUGCCAACAUUGAAACCUUCUUCAGUGGAAGCUGGUCCAUCUUCUGGGUCAAGAUGGCGUCCUGCUGGAUGUGUGUGCUGUUGUACCUGGGGACCCUGGUCGCUCCCCUCUGCUGUCCCUCUCGGCAGUUCUCCGUGUGACGGGGAUCCGAAGCAGGCCUGCAGCCUGGAAGUGAUGUCCUUUGAGCAAGUGUCCCAGGGGUCCGAGCAGGGACUGGUGCUUUGUGAAAAGCUGUCAUCCUCUGGCUGGUUUGAGUGGGUCUGAAAAAGGCUUUCAGGGGGGAAAAAAAUCACCUGAUUAGCUUUUGAAUUCGGAAAAUCAAAAAGAAAUAACCAUGUUAACCCAAAAGAAUUGAGAAUUUUCAACCAA
Messenger RNA from Canis lupus familiaris (dog), 1769 nucleotides. RefSeq names its product serine incorporator 5 (gene SERINC5). The transcript has 12 exons. The coding region runs from base 155 to 1540 and encodes 461 amino acids. NCBI's taxonomy places the organism in Eukaryota, Metazoa, Chordata, Mammalia, Carnivora, Canidae. Gene Ontology annotation, cellular component: membrane. The record is from RefSeq and is a predicted model, not a curated record.